Molecule: messenger RNA, 2790 nt
Organism: Pyricularia pennisetigena
Lineage: Eukaryota; Fungi; Ascomycota; Sordariomycetes; Magnaporthales; Pyriculariaceae
Exons: 2
Coding region: 88-2790 (900 amino acids)
Biological process (GO): L-arginine biosynthetic process
Cellular component (GO): mitochondrial matrix; cytoplasm; mitochondrion
Molecular function (GO): NAD binding; L-glutamate N-acetyltransferase activity, acting on acetyl-CoA as donor; N-acetyl-gamma-glutamyl-phosphate reductase (NADP+) activity
Source: RefSeq, a predicted model, not a curated record
UUCCGUUCGACCGCCCUCUUUGAGCUUCUAGGGGCUCCCCAACCCAAAGCGUCACCACCAGCCGGUCCAAUCGGCAUCGCCACUACAAUGCUUUCUGCCGCUCGGGGCGCCUUCAGGGCCGGAGCCCGCCGUUGCAUUGGUGCCCGAGCUGUCGCUGCGCCUGCUCGCACCCUCCCCGUUCCUCGCCUCACCGCAGCCCACGCCGCCCGCCGCUCCUUUUCCGCCUCAGCACCAGUCCUCUCCCAGUCCAACACCCGAGGCGUCGUCGUACAGGCCAUCAGCAGCGUCGCUUCCCAGAGGGAGGUCCAGCAGUACCUCUCCCUCUUCACCUCGGUCGAGUCGCAAAAGUUUGCCGUCAUCAAGGUCGGCGGUGCCAUUCUCACCGACUACCUUGACGAGCUCUGCCAGUCCCUUGCCUUCCUGUACGAGGUCGGCCUCUUCCCCAUCAUCGUCCACGGUGCCGGCCCCCAGCUCAACAAGCUUCUCGAGGAUGCAGGCGUCGAGCCUCAGUUCGAGGAGGGCAUCCGUGUCACCGACGCCAAGACUCUUGCCAUUGCCCGUCAGCUUUUCCUUGAGGAGAACCUAAACUUCACUAAGAAGCUUGAGGACUACGGUGUCAACGUGCGCCCGGCUACGGCAGGCGUCUUCUACGCCGACUAUCUCAACAAGGACAAGUGGGGAUACGUGGGCAAGAUCACCAAGGUCAACACAGAUAUCAUUGAGGGCGCUAUCAACCGUGGCUGCUUGCCGGUGCUUACCUCGCUCGCCUGGACCGCUGAUGGCCAGCUGCUUAACGUCAAUGCCGAUGUUGCCGCUGCUGAGCUCGCCAGGGCUCUCGAGCCUCUCAAGGUCGUCUACCUCUCUGAGAAGGGUGGUCUUUUUGAUGGCGAUGGAAGCAAGAUCUCGACCAUCAACCUCGACGAAGAGUUCGACUGGUACAUGGGACAGGAGUGGUGCAAGUAUGGUACCAGGCUCAAGAUCAAGGAAACCAAGCAGCUGCUUGACACUCUCCCCCGUACUUCGAGUGUUGCCAUCAUCCACCCCCGCGACCUGCAGAAGGAGCUGUUCACCGACUCCGGAGCCGGUACGCUUAUCAGGCGAGGCGGCAAGUUCCUCACUGCGACCAAGGUCUCCGAGUUCGGUGACCUUGCCAAGAUCAAGGAGGCUUUCUUGCGUGACCACACCGACGACCCUGAGGCCAAGACCCAGAUGGAGAACUACUUUGACUAUCUGAGCAAGAACGUCAACUUCAAGGCCUACUACGACGAACAUGUGAGGGUGUUUGCCGUCGUCCUGCCUCCCAAGCAGGACGGCGGUCUGGCUAAGCUUGCCACCUUGACCAUGACUUCGAGCGGUUGGCUCAGCGGUGUGGCUGACACCAUUUUCGCCGCCAUCAGGAAGGACCACAAGAAGCUCGUUUGGGUUGUCGACGACAACGAUGAGAACAUCUCAUGGUUCCAGGAGAAGGCCGACGGUGCCGUGAACCAGAACGGCAAGGUUUUCUUCUUUUACGGAGUCCAGGACAUGAACGAGGUUGUGCCUGCUAUGAACCAGUUCUUCAAGGAGGGUAACGCGACUCUGUACAGCGAAGGAGAUAUGGCCAAGGUCGAGCAGCUCAGCUCUGGCGUAAGCACUUCUGGCGCCACGCAUCCUGUUGGCCGUCCGCAAGGCCAGCAGAUCAGGUCGUACCACACUUCCCCUAGGAGACCUACCGUCACUCAGGCAUUCCGUACCAGCAGGGGCCCGGCCUUGUCCCGUAGCUACGUCAGCACUACGAACCCCAACCCUCCAUUGGGCAAGAAGAAUGCAUCGAACACCAAGCAGGCCAAGGUUGCCCUGAUUGGUGCUCGCGGUUACACCGGCCAGGCUCUGAUUACCCUCCUCAACUCACACCCGCACAUGGAGCUGAAGCACGUCAGCUCGAGGGAGUUGGCGGGCAAGAAGCUUGAGGGCUACAACAAGAGCGAAAUCAUCUACGAAAACCUCAGCCCGGAGGAUAUGACGGACAUGGAGGAGAGUGGCGAGAUCGACUGCUGGGUGAUGGCGCUGCCCAACGGCGUCUGCGCACCAUAUGUCAACGCUAUAUACCAGGGCCGCCGCGGACGUUCUGAUGCUGUCAACAGCGUCAUCGUCGACCUGUCAGCAGACUACCGCUUCGACGACAGCUGGACUUAUGGUCUUCCUGAGCUGGUUUCCCGUGACUCCAUCUCUCAGGCCAAGCGCAUCUCAAACCCGGGUUGCUACGCCACAGGCGCGCAGCUGGCCAUAUCUCCUCUCCUCGAGCACGUCGGCGGUCAACCCUGGAUCUCGGGUGUUUCGGGCUACUCUGGCGCGGGAACCAAGCCUUCACGCAAGAAUGACACGACCUUCCUGGCAGACAACAUGCUCCCCUACAGUCUGACUGACCACAUGCACGAGCGCGAGAUCAGCAGGCAGUUGGGCGUUGAGGUGGCUUUCGUGCCACACGUCGCGCCCUGGUUCUCUGGCAUCCAGCUCACCAUCGGCAUCCCGCUCAAUAAGACGAUGAACAGCCGUGACAUUAGGCACAUCUACCAGGACCGCUAUGCCGGCGAGAGGCUAGUCAAGAUCAUUGGCGAGCCUCCUUUCGUCAAGGAUAUUGCCAACAAGCACGGUGUCGAAAUUGGUGGCUUCCAGGUGCAUUCGUCGGGCAAGAGGGUUGUCGUCUGUGCUACCAUUGACAACCUCCUGAAGGGUGCUGCGACUCAGUGUUUGCAAAACAUGAACCUUGCUCUCGGUUACGCCGAGUACGACGGCAUACCCAUAAUGUAG